AUGGACAUCAAACUUUUCUGGUUGGUUUCUGCAAUGCUUCUGUUGACAGUUCUUGUUGAAGCGAGGAGAAGACCUACAGAAAGGCGGAGAGGCAACAGAGUCACCCCCAGUCGCUAUACCUGGACUCGAGAGCUGGCGGCCGGUACUACAGUCAACGAAGAGGCCACAACUCCAGAGGACAGUAACCAAAUGUACGUGAAAUCCAUCGAUGACAGACUCCCAGCCGCCGGGUUCAAGAAAGCUUUACUGCUCUAUGACUUCUCGGGCAUAAGUCCGAUCGUGUCAGUGACGCUUUACGAGAGGCACAGGAGGGGCCUUCCCUGUUACAUCUUGGACACAAACUUGACCUACAGUGACGUCAUUGCUACCCUGGCGCAGAGAAACAACACUGAUGUAGGUGCCAGUCCAGAGAUCUCUCUUGACGGAUCAAGUCCGGUUCUUUCCCGACAAGCUGCCCGCGAGUUGUUCGACUCUAACCCGUCGCUUCGCAAAGCCUGCCGAGGUGGUCGAGUGGCUAGAACAUCAGCUGCAGCAACAGCCAGUGAAAACACAGAAGUUGUCAAAGUCCUCACCCUGGACUCUGUGCUCAACCUCACCAUUCAAGGAGCCGCCAACUCAACCAGACCUUCUCGCAGAGGCUCAAGAGGCAGGGGCCGAGGUUCCAGUCGUCAAGGCUGA
Candidula unifasciata is the source of this 678-nucleotide messenger RNA. Lineage: Eukaryota; Metazoa; Mollusca; Gastropoda; Stylommatophora; Geomitridae. The record is from the annotation of a GenBank genome assembly.